This is a messenger RNA of Perca fluviatilis (European perch), 2772 nucleotides long. RefSeq names its product zinc finger protein 708-like. The record is from RefSeq and is a predicted model, not a curated record. Bases 180 to 2180 code for a protein of 666 amino acids. Gene Ontology annotation, biological process: negative regulation of transcription by RNA polymerase II; regulation of immune system process; regulation of cytokine production. NCBI's taxonomy places the organism in Eukaryota, Metazoa, Chordata, Actinopteri, Perciformes, Percidae. The transcript has 4 exons.
CUUUACCUUUUAUUCUACUUUCAUUUCCGGAAUCGAUGGCGCUAACCAGAGCCCAUCUACGGGUUAGAAAUGCUUCCUUAUUAGAAAUUCUCUGGCGCUAACGCUCCUGUUGUUUAUCGCCGAUCUCUUUAUACAUCCAGGAUUUAUUAACGCUGUUGUAAGAGUCUGCGGAGGUAGAAAUGUCAGAAAAGUUAGUGUUUUACUCAGAAACAAAGUCCAUCAUGGAGACCGUCGUUAAGACCGCUCUUGUUGUCGGAAAUUCAAAAGAACAAUCCACGAAGACGCCAAAUGUAAGCCGUGAGCCGGACUUUGACAGCCUUGUGGAAAUGUUGACUCGGGAGGCAACGAGAAAGAUCAGCGCCGUUUUCUCUGAACUCUCCUCAAUGCUGCACAACGAAAACCAUACUCUCAAGAUCAAAGUUUGGCAUCUGGAGAGCGUGCUGAAGACUAUGACUGAAAACUUUGAAAAUGCCAGGAGGUGGAGAGAAAAUGUCCUGAACGGCUGCCCGGUCCUGUUGGAGCAGAGCGGGUUGAUCUACACCCUGAAGCCUUUUGGGAAGUUAAAAAGAAAGACCGAUACAUUACCAGAGGGAGUCGCACAAACAGCGCCUGCUGCUGAGAUGGAGAGUGGACAUGAUGCUGAUGGUGGAGAGGCAACGAAGGAGGUGAACUCUGAAGCUGAGUCCUCAUCAGCCAGUAAAAAAGACACUGCAGAUGAUUGUACCACAACAAACACGGCAGAAUCCAAAAACGCAGACCGCCAAAACACACAGGAAGCAGAAGUCACAAGGAAAGGGAAGUUGUUUGUAUGUCAUAUGUGUAACAAGAGCUUCAACCGGCAGUUUCACCUGACGAAGCACAUGAACACUCACAAAGACCAGAGGCCUUUCGCCUGCGACCAGUGCCCGCGAAAAUUCAGGGACACGGCGACUUUUGAGUACCACCUGCUGCGGCACGAGGAGAAGAAGUACGCUACCUUCAAGUGCCAGCUCUGUGAGAAGACUUUCAAGACAAAAAUGUGCCUGAAGACUCACCAGCUCGCGCACACAGACACGAGGCCGUUCACCUGCUCCACCUGUGGGAAGGCCUUCAAAACUAAAAACAACCUGCAGGCUCACCAGGUCGUGCACAGUGUUGAAAAGCCGCACAAAUGCUCCGAGUGCGGGGAGAGUUUCCGGUACGCGUUCACGCUGCAGUGCCAUAAAAGCGCACACACUGGUGAAAAUCCUUACAAAUGCACGGUGUGUGGCAAAGCUUUUAUAAAGAGGAGGUCGCUCAGGACGCACCAGUCGGUCCACCGAGGGAAAAUGUUCACGUGCGAGACGUGUGGAGCGGGCUUCACCAUGCAACAAAACCUGAAGAGACACAUUCGUAUUCACACAGGCGAAAAGCCGUUCAGAUGUAAAGUCUGCGGGGAGAGUUUCAUUCAGGAAAACCGGCUGAAAGUCCACAUGCUCGUUCACGGUGCCUCAAAGUCGUUCAUGUGCGACCUGUGCGGAAAGACUUUUCUUUACAACUGCCAUCUGCAGAGACACCAGAAAGCAACCCACGACGAAAGGCACGGGCAGGUCGUCCGACGGCGAACUCGCGAGCGGGGGAACCGGCGAGUUAUCUAUCGCCGGGACAAGACGAUCGUAGACGUGACGCCGUUCAGCUGCAAGACCUGCCGCAAGAGUUUCGACAGCGCGAGUGUGCUGAGAAGACACGAGCUCAUUCACGCGGGCCAGACGCAGUACAACUGCGACGCGUGCGGCAGGUCGUUUUUCUACAAAGUGACGUUCGACUACCAUCGGCGAAUCCACUCGGGGGAACGGCCGUUCGGUUGCGACGUGUGCGGGAAGAGGUUCAUCAUCCAUCAGGCUCUCAAGUCCCACCAACUGCAGCACACUGGAGAGAAACCGCAUAAAUGCGAGCAUUGCGGCAAGGCCUUCAGGCUCUACGCAAACUACCUCCGACACCUGCGGGUGCACACGGGGGAGAAGCCCUACGAGUGCGAAGUUUGCGGCGUGAGGUUCAGGCAGCUCGGACACGUGAAGUUUCACAUGCAGGUCCACACAGGAGAGAGGCCGUACUCCUGCAGCAGCUGCGGACUCGGAUUUUCAGACUCGAGGCUGCUCAAGAAACACAACUGUGCUGAGAAACGCCGGACGCUGUUGGGGAACACGCUCUCUACGCCCUGAAGCUGAGCACCUGGCGAUUAGUAAUGGCAACGCAGCGGUGAUUUCGUUGGAUUCGCACCUGUGGAAGCUCGUAAAUGUUGUUUCCUGUCAGGACAAAACGCCCAGUCCUGAUACGUACUGGGUAUCUGAAGAACGACUGUUUCAUAGUUUAGUCACUUGUGUUUAUUUUGAAAGUAACUGACGGAAGUAAUUCCUAUGUUUUCAUGUCUGACUUGAUGUUUUGUGGUAAUUUAGUUCCUCUUUUGACCACUGGAGGGUAGUAAAGGACUAUGUAUUACUACUACUUACACUAUUGAAAUCACUUCAAACAAAGCUCAGAAUACCCUAAUUGAUACCUCCUAAAGAAUAUUGAUAAUAAUCCGGUGCAAGAGAAACAUCUUACUUCGAUGUACUUGUAUUGGUGUUACUUGUACUUGUAUUGAUUUGCGGGCGGCUGAGGCUCAGGGGGUCGUUCUUUAAUCACACGUUUUGGAGGUUUAAUCCUCUCCGCUUGUCGGCGUGUCCUCUGAGCUAGACCGUGAAGCCCAAGUUUCUCCCGUAUGAAUGUGUGCGUUUGCUUUGCCAUUAAACAAGUUCAGGACUUUUAGGACUA